Malus domestica (apple) is the source of this 843-nucleotide messenger RNA. Its product is annotated as ribosome-inactivating protein bryodin II-like. Lineage: Eukaryota; Viridiplantae; Streptophyta; Magnoliopsida; Rosales; Rosaceae. Gene Ontology annotation, molecular function: rRNA N-glycosylase activity. Gene Ontology annotation, biological process: negative regulation of translation. The record is from RefSeq and is a predicted model, not a curated record.
AUGGCACUUGCCCUCUCUCUUUUGAAUGCAACCCCUAAGACAUACACAGCAUUCAUCGAAGCACUACGAGCCCGACUCACAGCCGGACGACCCACAUCACAUGGUAUACCGGUGCUGCCCCGAAGAGAAGACGUGUCAGACGCGCAGCGCUUUCUUUAUGUUGAUCUCACCAACUAUAACGGCGACACCAUCAGGGUCGCCAUCGAUGUAGUAAACGUUUAUGUGGUGGGAUAUCGUUCUGGUAAUAAAUCCUACAUACUUGCAAAUAACGCUGAAAAUCCGGCUCCAACGCACAUAUUAUUCCCCACCGCCCCCGGCGCCGCGCAGUCCACGCGGACUAUGCUGCCCUUCACCGGAGACUACCCCGCACUUGGAGCAUAUGCACGACGUACAGCGCAACCGAGUGCAUCAGGUGCUCGUAACCCAGGGUCACGUAUACAUGAGGAUAUACCUAUGCUUGAGCAAAUUCCUCUGGGACGCAAUGAACUCGAUAACGCCAUCAGUAAGUUGCACUAUGCGGCAUCCCACUCAGACCAAGCCGCGGCGUUUAUUGUGAUCAUUCAGAUGGUCUCGGAAGCGGCAAGGUUCCGGUACAUUGAGAGUCAAGUCGGCACUAGAAUGGGGAUAGACAACCCUCCUUAUAUACCAGACCCUGCAAUGCGGAGCCUGGAAACCAAUUGGUCUGCUCUCUCGGAGCAGAUCCAGAAGGUACCAGCCAAUGGAAAACGCUUCAAUAGGACUAUUCAGCUCACUACUGUCAACAAUCGUCCCUUCGUAGUUGACAGUGUUGAAGCAGACAUGGUUCAGCGACGGGGCAUCGCGAUGCUCCUCUACGCGAGAUAG